Molecule: messenger RNA, 774 nt
Organism: Oppiella nova
Lineage: Eukaryota; Metazoa; Arthropoda; Arachnida; Sarcoptiformes; Oppiidae
Source: the annotation of a GenBank genome assembly
AUGAGUGCGGAUGUGACUAUACCUACUGUCCUACUAAAUAAUGGCCAAAAAAUCCCAAUCCUAGGGUUCGGUACGAGUCACGCAACCGAAGAGGCCGUACGCGAGGCCCUGGCCGACGGGUACCGACACUUUGACACAUCGCACAGCUAUGUGGACGCCUCGGGAAAGGUGUCGAUGGAGACGAUCAUCGGAAAGGUGUUGAAGGAUGUGCUCAAAGAGGGUCACAUUAAGAGGGAGGACCUGUUCAUCGUGAGUAAGCUGGAGCCGGAGGAUCAUGAGCGCAAAAGUGUGUCUGUUGCUAUCAAGGCCUCCCUGGCUAACCUGGGCCUCGACUACCUGGACAUGUUUCUCGUACACCAACCCGGCUCAACGAAACCGGUCAACGUGUCAAUCGCGGAGACCUGGCUGGGCAUGAAUGACGUCCUACAGGCCAAGCUCACCAAAUCGAUAGGUGUGUCCAACUUCGCUGAGAGUCAAUUGGAUCAACUGAAGGGCAAAGGUGUCGUUCCCGUCACCAAUCAGUGCGUCAGUAAUCCCUACGAAACGCAGACUAAGCUGUUGUCGUAUUUGAGGGCACAUAACAUAACGCUCACCGCGUAUUGUCCGUUGGGUGGGUAUACUGACCCGGAUCUACUCAAAGAUGGCAAACUCAAGGAGAUAGGGGUGAGCCAUAACGUGUCGGCCGCUCAGGUAGCCCUGAGAUAUCAGGUCCAGAGGGGAGUCAUAACUAUUCCCAAAUCAAAUACAGCGAAAUAUAUUAAAGAGAAUUUAGAG